AUGUUCAAAGGUUCUUCAAAAGUCUGCCGGCUCUUGCAAUUUGAUCACAACUGCGAGUUGAUAGCAUCGGCAGAUUUGUUACUGCGUUCAAUGCCUCAAACAUCUAUGCUGCGCCGAUUUUCACCAUCGUGGCCCUACAAAACUAUACCUCAGCUCCCAGGAACUACGCAGGACGGGGCCUUCCAACGGCUCGAGAGUCAGAUGACAUCCUCAGGUUUCGAUCAAAGGAGCUAUUCGUUUCAACUACUCAAAACUAGUCACGUACCAAGGAAGAGUGCUAGCGCGGAUCCAAGGGAGUUUGACCUUGACUCGACUAGUUUGUGGAAUCCCAUUUCACACCGUGGAUGUUACAAAUUUUGCAUGGAUCAUGACGGCUUUUCGAGGAUUGCUUCGCACUCCCAGCACGUAUAUCUCAUCAUUGUUGCUCAUAAUGCGGCAAACAUACGGAUACCACUCAAUGCAACCUUUCCAGCUACACCACAGCAGACAUUUAAUGGCAUGUUGCACUACCUCAGCGUACGGCACCUGCGCCAAAGUAAUGUUCCGACUCGACUUCUAGAUUGUCUGCUCAUCAUGAUGGCCCUGUGCAUUGGCAUCUCGUCGCAGUUGAUGGAUAUUCGGAGGCUAUUACCCAAGAAUGCAUCAUCUGUUGCUGUAGACACAUGCUUUAUCGCCGGCAGAGCCGCAUGGUUAUGUUGUGAUUUGCCAAAGUAAUCACAGUGGUUGAGUGAUUCUGAAUCGAGCGAAGAGCCCUUUUGGAACGGUCUGGUGUAUCGGCUGAUAUGAUGAAAAGUACGAGGCACAAAGGGGAGCAUUCAAAAUUUUGGAUGUCAAGAAGAAAAUUGUUGUCUAGAGUGUGGACUGUCCUUACAAUUCACCUAGCACCAUAUCUCAC
Paraphaeosphaeria sporulosa is the source of this 895-nucleotide messenger RNA. RefSeq lists its product as uncharacterized. The record is from RefSeq and is a predicted model, not a curated record. NCBI's taxonomy places the organism in Eukaryota, Fungi, Ascomycota, Dothideomycetes, Pleosporales, Didymosphaeriaceae. The transcript is spliced from 3 exons. The coding region runs from base 1 to 714 and encodes 237 amino acids.